Molecule: messenger RNA, 1925 nt
Organism: Jaculus jaculus (lesser Egyptian jerboa)
Lineage: Eukaryota; Metazoa; Chordata; Mammalia; Rodentia; Dipodidae
Gene: Lrrc10b
Product: leucine rich repeat containing 10B
Exons: 1
Coding region: 1-879 (292 amino acids)
Molecular function (GO): protein binding
Source: RefSeq, a predicted model, not a curated record
AUGGGCAUCGCGGAAUCCACGCCGGACGAGCUGCCGUCGGACGCCGAGGAGCAGCUGCGCAGCGGCGAGCAGCAGCUGGAGCUGAGCGGGCGGCGGCUGCGCCGGCUCCCCAGCGCCGUGUGCGCCCUGAGCCGCCUGCAGAAACUGUACGUGAGCGGCACGGGGCUGCGCGAGCUGCCCGAGGAGAUCGAGGAGCUGCGCGAGCUGCGCAUCCUGGCGCUCGACUUCAACAAGCUCGAGCGCCUGCCCGACGGGCUGUGCCGCCUGCCCCGUCUCACGCGCCUCUACCUGGGCGGCAACCGGUUGCUGGCGCUGCCCGCCGACUUCGCGCAGCUGCAGAGCCUGCGCUGCCUCUGGAUCGAGGGCAACUUCCUGCGGCGCUUCCCGCGGCCACUCCUGCGCCUGGUGGCGCUGCAAUCGCUGCAGAUGGGCGACAAUCGGCUGCGCGCGCUGCCCGCCGAGCUGCCGCGCAUGACGGGCUUGCGCGGCCUUUGGCUCUACGGCAACCGUUUCGAGGAGUUCCCGCCCGCGCUGCUGCGCAUGGGUCGCCUGCACAUCCUAGACCUGGACCGCAACCGCCUGGGCGGCUUUCCUGACCUGCACCCGCUGCGCGCGCUGCGCGUCUUCUCCUACGACCACAACCCGGUCACCGGACCCCCGCGCGUCGCCGACACCGUUUUCCUCGUGGGUGAGGGGGCGGUGGAGCGCAUGGCUGAGCGCGAUGAGCCCAUACCGCGGCCGCCGCCCCGACGUCCAGCACGGGCCUUUGACGAUGAGGAGGAGGAAGACCUGCUCAUAGGAGGCACUGGCCCUAGGGCCCUGGGUCCCUCCGGGGGCAGCCACCGUGCCCUAGAAGCCGCACCAGGACUGGGCACUUGAGCUUCUGCCCUGGCUGUUGUGCUUUGGCCACUGUGGAAGAAAGGGCUGUGGGAGGCUGUGGCUGCCUGGAUCAGUAGGCUGCUGGGCCCCUAUUUGGGGUAGUGGAGGAGUAGCACUGGACAAGCUGCCAGGAACAGGCAAGGCCUGGGUCAUCUUUAGACACACUUGGGUAGCAAGAAGAAUCCCCAGGAAGACAUCCCUGCAGUCUUCAGGCCAAGAAGUCCGGGUUUUGUCUAGUAUGGGAUAGAACCACUGCCCAUACAACAUAGGAGCCAGCUUCCUUCUGGAAGUCUUGUCAUCACUGUCCGUAGAACUGCCCCACUCAGUGAAUCUGAGUGUCCAGGGUGUCUACCGCCCUCCUCCCGGGGUUUGGUUCUCCUAGGUACCCUUUCUGGUACCAGAGCCACUACCUCUGAGGUGAACUGUGUAGGGUAAAACUCCCUUUUGGGAGGAGGGCCUGGCCCAGGGGCAGAACGCUGGGGACUCCUUCCAGGAUGGAAAUGAGGGAGACUGGGAUCUAACACCCACCAGGCCAACUCUUCAUAUCCUCAUCGCCAGGACCUCCAAUGGAGUCCAGCAAGAAAGCCCUCAGUCCUCACUUUUCUUUCUGGUCUCUUCUCCCAGCAUGGGUCUGGAAUCAUGCUGGGCCAAGAGAGAUCUCCCUCUCUUCCCCUCCAUCCUGCACUCCCAGCUGUCAAGUUUGAAAAGAAGCCACUGUGCCUCCAAGGUCUUCUGCCCCAAAGAGAGAGGGGCUUUGGGCUCUGGGCAGCUGCUCAGCGCCUCUCCUACUGCCUGUUCUCUCUCCAUUCCCUUACAUGGGCACAGCCAGGGUGGCUGGCAUGGCAUGGGGCAUGGGACGGGCACUGUGUGCCUCUACUCCGUCACCAGGGACAGCCCCGAGGGGCUGAGGAGACAGGCUCUGCAAUUCCCAGGGUCAGACCUUUCCCAUCCAAGCAAUAAUGGGAAGAGGUGUCAGGGCUGAGGACACUCAGGGACACUGUCAGGGGCUGGAGCCCCACAAGGUAGUGUUUUAUUUAGGAAGAAAA